GAGAUCCGAGUUCUGUUAAGAAGCCAUGCAACAGAGCAGAAUGCUGACUCAGGCAACUGUGACUGCCACAUUCUUUGUGCGUGAUUCUAUAGCCGUGUGUACAUUGCAAGCCCUAUAGCUCCUGCUACAAAGAAACAAGUGUAUUCUGAUUUAUGUACUCAAAUAACAGUGCAGCAGCUCUUCCCAUUAGAAAGAUUUUUGCUGUGAAGUUCAGAAUGGGAGAUAAACCAAUUUGGGAGCAAAUUGGAUCAAGCUUUGUACAACAUUACUACAAUCUGUUUGACACUGACCGCAGCCAGUUAUCGUCCAUAUAUAUUGACUCUUCAUGCCUUACCUGGGAAGGACAACAAUGUCAAGGCAAAUGUGCUAUUGUUGAGAAACUAUCAAGCCUUCCUUUUCAGAAAAUCCAGCAUAGCAUCACGGCACAAGACCAUCAACCUACAACAGAUGCCUGCAUACUCAGUAUGGUGGUUGGGCAGCUAAAGGCUGAUGAUGACCAAAUCUUGGGCUUCCAGCAAACCUUUGUGUUGAGACAUAUGAGUAGUGCUUGGGUUUGUACCAAUGAGAUCUUCAGGCUAGCUCUGCACAACAUGUAACUCUAUUCUCCCUCUGAAGAGAGGCCGAUGAUGACCCAGUCAUGGGAUUCCAUCAAGUCUUUCUAUUAAAGAACAUUAAUGAAGCCUGGGUCUGUACUAAUGACAUGUUCCGGCUAGCACUGCAUAACUUUGGCUGAAUAUCCUCAACUGGAGACUGGAUAAACUAUUCAUCUGCUCUUUUGGAUUAUUUUUUUUGUGUUUCUAAACAAUUCAUAUCCACAGAACAUUGCAAACAUCAUACACAGUAUAUAUUGGCUGAAGAAAUCUUUCCUCCUGGGUCAGUCUUAAACCUUAUGCGGAGUUAUCAUAGCCGCUAAUAAUUUUGUAGACAGCCAAGUAAUCUAACAGUUUAAAGGAAACUUGUGUGUGAUCUUUGGAAUUGUUUUGCACUUAACACAAUUGUACAAGCAUGCCUUUGGAAAGAUAAAGUGAACAGGAUUGCUUUUUAUGUAAUACAAAAAAAUAAAAACUAGUAAUCCAAAGAAAUGGGAAAUAAGAGAGGCAUUCGAAUUGGCUUGCUCAAGAGCUGAUGUUCUGUUUUUUUUAUUGGUUUAAAUGUUUCAAAUUAAACAAACUAAAAAACUUCCAUUUCAAUUUUUUAUAAUAUAUGAAUGUGAAGAUGUGUUUUCUGAUUCUCAUCUAAAAAAGUUUGCAACUUAAACAAUCCUGGAAUUAAAUUCUCUUUUUUCUCUAAA
Molecule: messenger RNA, 1291 nt
Organism: Bombina bombina (fire-bellied toad)
Lineage: Eukaryota; Metazoa; Chordata; Amphibia; Anura; Bombinatoridae
Gene: NUTF2
Product: nuclear transport factor 2
Exons: 6
Coding region: 153-596 (147 amino acids)
Biological process (GO): protein import into nucleus
Cellular component (GO): nuclear pore central transport channel
Source: RefSeq, a predicted model, not a curated record